Scheffersomyces coipomensis is the source of this 978-nucleotide messenger RNA. RefSeq lists its product as uncharacterized. NCBI's taxonomy places the organism in Eukaryota, Fungi, Ascomycota, Pichiomycetes, Serinales, Debaryomycetaceae. Gene Ontology annotation, molecular function: protein dimerization activity; DNA binding. The record is from RefSeq and is a predicted model, not a curated record. Bases 1 to 978 code for a protein of 325 amino acids. The transcript has a single exon.
AUGGUUAACAAAUCCUUGAAAACCGAAUUGAGAUCUAAUAUUAAGGAGAGGUACAAGACGUUCUAUGAUCGGUACCAAGGUCUUCUUAGUCUGGUUGAGUUUUUUGCUAUAAUAAUCGGUGUUACGGUACGUUUGAUUUUGACUUAUGAUGAUAAAUUGCAUAAGGAAUUUUUAGUAUCUGGUGAAGAAGCUGCUAAGGCCGUUGAAGAACAAUUAGAACAAAUAAAAAAAUUAGCAAAAUUAGACCCAAAACCAAACCAAAAGCAUAAAAUCACCAAACCAAAAGCAAAAAAAGGUAAUAGAAAGGCACUUGACAAGACAUAUUUAGCUAAUUCAACUCGGAGAAGAAAAAGCCAAAACGCAAGACAAAAAACAUUAUUCAAAAAAACUGAGGAACUAGCAGUCCUAUGUGGUAUUCAAGCAUCCAUCGUAAUCAGUCGUAACGGAAAAGAAAUUGUAUCUGGAAAUUUUGGUGAAAUGAGACAUGAUAAAGAAGAAUUGAAAAUAUUAACUAGAUUAAUUAAAAGACAAGAAGAGAAAUCAUGCACAAACAAAGAUCCGCCUGUUGUUAUGCCGAAUGAUGAACAACCUGCUGAAGUUAAUGAUGCUAGCAAUGACGAACCAAAUGAUAUUCCUCAAGAAAAUGAAGACGAUACUGAUAAUUCAUAUGAAGAUUUCUCUAGCGAUUUAUAUGGACAUUAUGCUUCAUGGGAAGUUUUAAAUACUACUCCAAAUGAUUUCGAAACUAGAUCUACCAAUAAAGCCGAAGAAACUGGUAAUAUUUCAAUGAAAGCCUCAGAAAAUACCCAGGUUAAUCAGAAACAGAAUUUAUAUUUGAACAGUAAUUCCCAAACUGAAACUGCUGCUAGUAAUAAUAUUGAUUUAAUUUCUGAUGACCUUAUUAAUUUCAAGGAAAAACAAGAACUUCCAUCCUGUUACAUGAGGUUUAGUCCACCUCCUGAUAUGAUUACAUUUUGA